CGCUGAGCAAUGAGACAGCUGUCCGAGAGGAAGGAUCUGCUCGGCGGCUCUGCGGGUUGAAGAUGGCGGACGGCGAGACUAGUCUCGGAAUGGCCUUUUCAGGCGGAUCCGAUAUGGAAGAACCUGCUGCAAAAAGGUCGAAAAUCUGUCCGAUAACGAACAACGGAUUCAAAGUCGCUCACGAAGACCGCCCGCCGUGUUUUUCCGUGGCCAAAGAGAGCCGGGAAGCGGCGAUUAAUUGUACGCAAACAGCGGAGAAGGAAGCAAAGCCGGCGAUGGCGGUGGAGCAGGCCCCGGCAGCGCCAGGCGGAGACAACAAUGGACUGGGACUGCUGGACUUCGAGCCGCUCAUUCCAGUCGCGAAACGCGAGGACAGCGCUGAUGUCCUCGGACAGGACGAGCUGUCCUCCAGCGGACCCGCUGGCACGCCGGACCACAUCAACGAGGACGACGACCGCUCCUCGCAUGCGAGCUCCAGCGACUGGACUCCUCAACCGCAAAUAGGCUCCUACGGUUACAUCCAGCCGCAGAUCAGAGACACGGACCCAAGGACCAUUCUGAGGGAUCUGCUGCCCGAGACUGUACUCCCGCCCGAUUUAGACGACAUGACAUUGUGGCAGAUUAUCAUCAACAUCUCAGAACCUCCAAAAAGAAAGAAGCGGAAAGAUAUCAACACCUUAGAAGAUGUGGUCAGGCUACUCCAUGAAAGUAAAAGGAUCCUUGUGCUGACUGGUGCUGGGGUGUCCGUUUCAUGUGGAAUACCCGAUUUCCGCUCCAGAGAUGGAAUUUAUGCACGGCUUGCUGUAGAUUUUCCAGAUCUUCCAGACCCUCAAGCUAUGUUUGACAUUGAAUAUUUCAGACGGGACCCAAGACCCUUUUUCAAGUUUGCUAAGGAGAUCUACCCGGGCCAGUUCCAGCCUUCACCCUGUCACAAAUUCAUAUCUUUGCUGGAUAAGCAGGGCAAGCUGCUACGCAAUUACACACAAAACAUUGACACAUUAGAACAGGUGUCUGGAGUUAAGCGGAUAAUUCAGUGUCAUGGGUCGUUUGCAACUGCUUCCUGUCUUGUCUGUAAACAUAGAAUGGGCUGUGAAGCCAUAAGAGAAGACAUCUUUAACCAGGUUGUCCCUCACUGUCCACGCUGUCCAGAUAUUCCCAUGGCCAUCAUGAAACCUGACAUUGUCUUCUUCGGAGAGAAUCUUCCAGAAAUGUUCCACAGAGCCAUGAAACAGGAUAAAGAUGAGGUGGACCUCUUGAUUGUCAUCGGCUCUUCACUCAAAGUCCGACCAGUUGCUCUCAUCCCAAACUCCAUUCCCCAUGAAGUGCCUCAGGUCCUGAUCAAUAGGGAGCAGCUGCCGCACCUCAACUUUGACGUGGAGCUCCUUGGCGACUGCGAUGUCAUAGUCAACGAGCUCUGUCACCGGCUGGGCGGAGACUUUGAGCAGCUCUGCUACAAUACUGUAAGACUCACCGAGACCACUGAGAAACCCCCUCGGCUACCGGAACAGCCCCCCAGCGAGGCCUCGCCCGCUGCCGCCGAUUCGGCUCAGGAGGAGGCGAGGCAGCACAGCACAGACUCCGUAACGACGCCUUCAGAGGAGGCGGAGAGUCUGAAUGUCUCGGACGCUGCUGGUAGCGACGUGCCACCUCCGGAGCCGUGUCCACAUGCUCAGUGUCCCAGUGAAGAGACGGCUGAACCGUCACAGUUACCAACCGGAGACGUGCCGAAAGAGGAGGUCGCUGAAGCAAAGAGCCAAAGCUCCAACCUCGAAUUUCGUAGACGAUGCUGGAUGAGUCGAAUAAACAGAAGUCCAAUCAGCAAACGCCUUGAGACAGGCCAGUACCUGUUUCAAGCGCCGUAUCACUAUAUCUUCCACGGGGCGGAGGUCUACUCCGACUCUGAGGACGAGACGUCGAGCUCCUGUGCCAGUGACAGCGAGGAGUCCGACUGCAGCGCAGAGGGGGUGGAGGAAGAAAGCGAGCCGGAAGACGGCGACUCGCUGGCAGCCGAUGGAGAGACGUGCCUCAGAGAAACAUUACCGCACGCUUUAGCCAACGAGGGCGCGUCAAGCGUGCAGAAGGACAGUACGCCUGAAAAGACACAAAGCACCACACACCUUUAAAUGUAAAGUAUCCGGUCGACAAAGCACUAAUCUUUUUAUAUGUCUGUGUGUGUAAAUAUAUAUAUAUUUACACACAUACAUAUGUGAGUGUCUGUAUAUCUAUACAGUAGCAUUCAAAGGUUUGGACACACUUGAAGUUUGUGUCCAAACCUUUUGACUGGUACUGUAUAGGUUUCGUAUAUUUUUGACUCAUCUAUUAUUUUUCAUAAAGUGGAAAUUGCUUGACAACUUUGGUGACAACGGCAAGUUUUUCUUCUGUGCCCAGUUUGGUCAAAAGCAUUGUGUCUGAAACGUCAUACUGUAUACUACUUGCUUAAUAGAAAGUCUUUUUAAGAUUUAUUUUUUUGCUCAUCUCAACUUCUUUCACUGUUUGAGAAAUGCUUCCGAGACAUCACCGCAGCAUGCUGAUCUAGCAACACUAGACGUAGCUUUGAUUUCUAACUUGUCAUUACCGGCAAAGCCUUUAAAAUGUCAAAUGUCUUCAGCUGUGGUCUAAUUACGUGUAUUACACUUGCUUCUUCUUCUUCCAGUUGAAAAAUGUGUAAAUAUGUGAGCCUUCUGCCUGUUAAAUAGGGGAUACUAUGAGUUUCAGACACAUACAUGAUCUUCAGAGCGUUUACUUGAACACAUUAUUUAAGUUGCAAUAUAAAAGUUCAGCACGGCACCUUAAGGGUAAGUGCUAGAAUGAAGAA
This is a messenger RNA of Gasterosteus aculeatus aculeatus (three-spined stickleback), 2815 nucleotides long. It is a transcript of the gene sirt1, whose product is annotated as sirtuin 1. Gene Ontology annotation, molecular function: p53 binding; NAD+ binding; histone deacetylase activity, NAD-dependent. Gene Ontology annotation, biological process: negative regulation of DNA-templated transcription. Lineage: Eukaryota; Metazoa; Chordata; Actinopteri; Perciformes; Gasterosteidae. Gene Ontology annotation, cellular component: nuclear inner membrane; nucleus; rDNA heterochromatin. The record is from RefSeq and is a predicted model, not a curated record.